UUGAUUAAUUAAACGUGCUAUCCAACGGAGCUGUUAAAACUUCAAUUAAAAAAUUAUAGUUAGUUUGAAUUUUUGUUUUCGAACUGUGAGGUAGCUUUGAUUAAAUAGCCAAGAAAAAAUUCAUCCCAAAGUUGCCCGUACACUGAAAUAAUGGAUGUCAAUUUGAUCUUGAAUGAUCAGUUCGUUUUGGUGCAAAGGAAAAGCCAAAUGAGUCUACAUCAACUUCCUAAAAGAGAUGGCAAACAGUGGACCAUUAAAGUUGGUAGAGAUCUAGUUGAUCUAUCCACAGCAUUGGGCAAACCCCAUGGUACUUUUAAACUGUCACGCAGCGAAGAUAAUAAAUCCAAAGCUUUCGCACUUGUGCCAUCAAGUGAUGUUGUGGAGAUGAAAGAAAAGCUAAAAGACCUCAACUCUGGAGAAAGCAAUAAAGAGAUCUGGGAUGAUGGCACAUCACAACAAUUGAAAAAGGAAGAUAUUGAAGAAUUAAGAGGCCAAGGGUUGACUGGCACGGAAAUAGUUUCACAACUAGUUGAAAACAGCAAAACUUUCCAGAUCAAAACUGAAUUUUCCCAGGAGAAGUAUCUCAAUAAGAAAGAGGAAAAAUAUUCAGAAUGGCUUGACAUUCUCAAGCCUAAUAUAAGGCACCUAGCUAAAUAUUUCCAUUCCCAGGAUCCAAUGCAAAUUUUGAAUUUGCGACCAGACACCCUAGCGAUGAUUAUGUCCUUAGCCAACAUCAAGAGUAACGGAAAGUUCGGCGUUUUCGAUGGAGGAUGUCAAGGACUUAUUACAGCCACGAUACUGGAUAGGAUACAAGGAUUCGGCACCGUUUGGAAUCUGUUUCUAAAAGGCUCAUCACAAAAGCGAGUGAUCCAAGCGAUGAACUUUAACCCGGAGCAGCUGAAACCUUUAAAAAAUGCCAGUCUCUGGAAAGUCAAGGAAAGUCUUAAAAAGGAGGAGAAUGGAGAGGGAGACGAGGUGCCCGCUGCCAAAAUGAUUAAACUUGACGAAGACGCCCCCCAACCAUUAGAAUUUGGGAGUCUGGAUGGGCUUGUAGUUGUCUGUCGAAGACCGAAUGCCAUCGCCAAAGAAUUGGUAAAACUGUUGGCUCCGUCGGGCAAUUUUGUCAUUUUUUGUCCGUAUUCCGAGCCCCUGUGUGAGACGUAUACGGAUUUCCGUGAGUGCAAUGUGGCCGUUAAUUUAAAGCUAACCGAAGCUUGGUUCAGACUCCAUCAGGUUUUGCCACUUAGAACACAUCCAGAAGUAAAUAUGAGUGGAUCCGGCGGAUACAUUCUUUCUGGAAUCAAAGUUGUUUCUUAAUGAUGUCUGUACUUGUAAAAAAUUAAAGUUGCCACCUCACCUUCUCAUGUUGGUUGGGACUUGACUAUAAACUGCAUCUGCAAUUCCAA
Molecule: messenger RNA, 1406 nt
Organism: Daphnia carinata
Lineage: Eukaryota; Metazoa; Arthropoda; Branchiopoda; Diplostraca; Daphniidae
Gene: Trmt6
Product: tRNA (adenine(58)-N(1))-methyltransferase non-catalytic subunit TRM6-like
Exons: 5
Coding region: 151-1317 (388 amino acids)
Biological process (GO): tRNA methylation
Cellular component (GO): tRNA (m1A) methyltransferase complex; nucleus
Molecular function (GO): S-adenosylmethionine-dependent methyltransferase activity
Source: RefSeq, a predicted model, not a curated record